UCCCUGGGGCUUCUGCCAUAGGGUCUCCAGAUCACUGAGCACACAAUGCUUGGAUGAGCAGAGCAUUGUUAUGUAACAGCCUCUCUCCCUUUACUUAGCAGAGGUGGUAAGCCUCUUGCCUCACUCUGCUCUCCUCAUGCUCUGAUGUCUUAGUCUUGUCUGUCACCCAGUGGACCAGAUUUGGUUUGGUCCAUGGCUCCNUUCCUCAGACCAUCUACCUGGACUUUGGCCCUCCUGAGAGGUGCUCUCUGGCUCUCUGUGCUCUGGGCACUGUUGUCUCCUGCCUGCUGUUCCCGUAGCCCACCCAAAUGGCGCUUCUCUACCUCUGAAAUUGUCAUCCCCAGGAAGGUUCCCCAGAGAAUGGGCAAAAGUGAUAUGUCAGGGCACAUCACCUAUAGCAUGCGCUUUAGGGGACAAAGACAUGUGGUCCACAUGAAACUCAAGAAAAACAUGAUUCCUCAAAAUUUUCCUGUAUAUACCUCUAAUGACCAAGGAGCCCAGCAGAAGGAUUACCCAUUUGUUCCUCGGGAUUGUUACUUCUACAGCUACCUGGAAGGAGUCCCUGGGUCCCAAGCUACACUAGAUACCUGCACUGGAGGUCUGAAAGGCAUGAUACAGGUGGAUGACUUCACUUAUGAAAUCAAACCGUUGGCAUCGUCUUCCAAAUUUGAGCAUGUAAUUUCUCUGCUUGUGGUGGACGAAAGGUCACGUGAGUCGAAAAAGUGUAGAAAUGAUGAGAUUAUGGCAAAGGCAGGUGACCUCCCUCAAGAGACUAAGCUCGCUGGAAGUCCCAGAGCAGCCCCUGUAUAUCUGUGGCGUUACCAUUUGAAAGGUGUAGGAAUACAGUACACGGUGACUCAUGAAUUAUUCCAACAAACUGGGAGCAAUUGCUCCACCUCAGUUGAGUUAAUACUGAUUAUGAACAGCAUUUCAGAUAGCAUUUAUAAAAUAAGUGGAUUGAUUGUGUAUGCACGUAGUGUAUGGAUUUGGAAUACGAAGAACCUACAAAAAAUACCCGAUCAAUAUGACAACAAUGCUUGGAAUACUAUGGCAAGUUUUGGCGUAUGGAAAGCUAAAAUAGCAAAAGAUACUUAUGCCACUACAGCUCUUCUGCUUGCCUCAAAACCAAAAGAUUCAGAUUAUGCAGGCUUUCAGGGUGGAUUAUGUAACCCCAACUGGGGAGUAUUAUAUACAUAUGUAGGAAAAAACCAUUUAUUUCUGGCUGGAUCUUUCCUGGCACAUGCAAUGGGUCACCUUCUGGAAGUAAGCCAUGAUACACCAGGCUGUGUUUGUUUCAGAAGGAGCAGUUGUCUCAUGGAUGAAUUUCCUACUCUUCAGGAUAUGAUUAGCAAUUGUUCCCAUAAUGUGAUACAUAGGCGGAUCCAUGAAUGGGACCCUUGCUUGAGUUUAGAGCGUCAUACAGCUGAAGAAGUAAAGAUCCAUGCAGUUCCUCGUUGUGGAAAUAAGAAAGUAGAGGCCAGUGAGAAAUGUGACUGUGGUUCUGUGAAAGACUGUACCACUGAUAAGUGUUGUGAAGUCAAUUGCGACUUUACUCAGGGCAGCUCUUGUGCUGUAGGAGGUUGCUGUCGAUCUUGUAAGUUUGCACCCACUGGAACAAUAUGCAGAGACAAAAAUGGUAUUUGUGAUCUUCCAGAGUACUGUAGUGGAGUCUCAGAGCAUUGCCCAGGAAAUUUUUACAUCAUGGACGGAACUCCUUGUUCUCCACUGGCAGUCUGCAUAGCAGGAAACUGUAGUGACCGUCAUUUGCAGUGUCAAGCUCUUUUUGGAUACCAAGUAAAGGAUGGUUCACCAGCAUGCUAUAAUGAAUUAAAUGUCAAAGGCGACCGAUUUGGAAACUGUGGCGUUAGAAUCAUACGAGGAGGAAGCCAACCUGUCCCAUGUCAAAAGGAGGAUGUUUUUUGUGGAAUGAUCCACUGCGAUGGUGUCAAGUAUAUUCCUGGUGGAGAAACUAAAGAAGAGGAGUAACAUUCUGCUGUUAACAGACAGUUGACUUCAUACCAAACUAUUUGACGCCACACAAUGGACAAAAUCUAUGUCAAUUACCACAAGAAAUUGUUGAUGAUGUGUAACCAUUGGUAAAUUGAAGAAUUUCAUCUUGAAAUAAAAUCA
Mus caroli (Ryukyu mouse) is the source of this 2130-nucleotide messenger RNA. Its product is annotated as disintegrin and metalloproteinase domain-containing protein 29-like. NCBI's taxonomy places the organism in Eukaryota, Metazoa, Chordata, Mammalia, Rodentia, Muridae. Gene Ontology annotation, biological process: male gonad development; proteolysis. The record is from RefSeq and is a predicted model, not a curated record. Gene Ontology annotation, molecular function: metalloendopeptidase activity. Gene Ontology annotation, cellular component: external side of plasma membrane; plasma membrane; sperm head plasma membrane.